GACUGUGGACAUUUCAGAUAUAUUUAUAACUUUAAGAUAACAAUUAUUUAUGAAAAAAUAUGAUGAUUGUGUUUAACCGUGUUCGAAUAAGUUUAAUUGAAUCAUUUCUCAUUUGUUUCGAGUAAGAAGCGUACCUAUGUCAAUGGAAAGAAACAGCAACAUUAUGAACAUUAAUAAACAAGAAAGUUCAUCUGUCCAGGAUGGAGCGGUUCAAGUGGUUCAACAACUAUUGCCAAUAAAAUUAGAAUCAGAAAAGAAGAAAGUAAGUGGAUGUCGCUCUGCUGUACAGUACCUAGGUAACAAGUGGUUGACUGAAAUGGAGGGUGUUAAAUUUGAAUUCAAUGAUAUAUCACUGUAUACACUAUACAUGGCCACUCAGUUACUUUUCUCACUUUUUGUAAUUUUUUGUCACUAUCCCUGUAAAAUUGUAACUUUUGUCACUUUCUUUACUUACACAAGAUCUUAAUCUUAUAGGCCUCUUUUUUAUUACUAUUUAUCAACAAAUAGGUAAUUUAAUUAUGAUAAUAUAAUAUCUAAAACCAUUGAUGCUUGGGAGUGACGGACCAAAUGUGAACAAAUAAGUAUAUUUAGAUUAGUCAAUGAAAAUGUAAAAAUUAUUUGUGGUAAGAGUCUUAUUGAUAUUGGAACAUGCAAUAUU
This is a messenger RNA of Acyrthosiphon pisum (pea aphid), 658 nucleotides long. RefSeq lists its product as uncharacterized. The transcript is spliced from 2 exons. Lineage: Eukaryota; Metazoa; Arthropoda; Insecta; Hemiptera; Aphididae. The coding region runs from base 137 to 466 and encodes 109 amino acids. The record is from RefSeq and is a predicted model, not a curated record.